Messenger RNA from Malus domestica (apple), 1526 nucleotides. Its product is annotated as transcription factor BC1-like. Gene Ontology annotation, biological process: regulation of DNA-templated transcription. NCBI's taxonomy places the organism in Eukaryota, Viridiplantae, Streptophyta, Magnoliopsida, Rosales, Rosaceae. Gene Ontology annotation, molecular function: protein dimerization activity; DNA-binding transcription factor activity. The record is from RefSeq and is a predicted model, not a curated record. Gene Ontology annotation, cellular component: nucleus.
GGCCUUUUUCCCCAUUACCUCCCCCACCCAGAUAGCUCUCUCCGCUCGUAUUUCGUGCCCCAAGAGCCAAGAAACUGUCUACCCCAUUUCGGGAAACAAAGCAACCGAUCCCUAUCACCGCCUGUUUCUCUCCAAUUAUACUAACUCAGAUGGGAGAAAAACCUCAGGAGAUUCCCCUGCGUGUCCAAAUCCAUGAAACCUUAUAAAUUGAUGAGCUUCUCGAUACUCGAAAGCUGGCUCAUGGGGCAUAUUGGAUUAGUCCCUUUCAGUGCUACAUGCAUUGAAAGUUGAACUACUUGAAACAUACAUGUCGUGGUGCUCAUGACUCAAAAACCCUAGUGGAGAAAACAGAGGAAGAAAAUGGUUUCGCAGGAAGAAGAGAAGCUCGCCAAACAGAUGAGCAAAAACAGAGCAAAUAAACAGAGCAAAGUUGCUGCUGCAGAUAAAGAGGUCCAAUUCCAAAGAGAUGGGGUUCGUGUGAAAGCAAGAAGGGGUCAAGCAACUAAUAGUCACAGCCUUGCUGAAAGGGCAAGAAGGGAGAAAAUCAGUACGAGAAUGAAACUUUUGCAGUCCCUUGUUCCUGGUUGUGAUCAGAUAACUGGCAAGGCUCAGAUAUUGGACGAGAUCAUCAAAUACGUCCAGUUACUGCAGAAUCAAGUCGAGUGCCUCUCUGCGCAGCUUGCUUCGGUGGAUCUCAUGCUGUACAUCUGCGAGCUGAACCAAAGUGCAAAUCCAUCUGCUUCCGAGAGACCAUGUUGCUUGGAACCUCAAUUUUCGUCUGCGCUAGAGCCUAGCUCUACCCAGUUCGGGUCUCUGGCGGACGCUACACCGACUUCCGCUUCCAUAUUACUUACAGAGGAACACAGAAAGCCAGCUUAAUCCGUCAGGCAACCUGGGAAAAGAAAGAAAAUAGCGAGAUGGGAAAGAGACUCGAUUAGUUUACUAUUUGUGGUUAAAAGCACGAACUUUGUGAAAUAUGUAGGAGCUGUAAAGUAACUGCGUUAAGUUUAACUGGGCAGUGUGCCCUCUGCCGAUUCUGGUAGAAAUCAAUGAGGGGAGUAUCACUAUCCUGCUGUAUUGCAUCGGAGAGAAUGUUGUCUUCCCUCGACUUUCAUCGUAUAGUCUAUCUAGUCCAUCACCUCGACUUUUUUCGGUGAAGAGCUGCAAAUGCACACACGCUACAACUAUUCGCACUUAGUGCAGCGAAGCGACGAAGAAAAACAGCUUUAGUUACCAACCAUCAACCUUUGUUUUGAAUUUGAUAUAUGUAUCAAGUCAACUACAAUUUCAAGGUUCUUCUUCUUAAAACCAACCGAACGAGUUUCCAGUAGAAUAUGAUUUGUUGCCAGCAGAUUUCCUUUGGCUGAGACGCUGCCCAAUUGUUGCCAGCAGAUUUGGUAAUUGUAUGGUGACUGGUUCAUGAAGAAGCUCUGCAAUUUUCCCAUUUUUUGUAAAUGGUAAAAAAAUUUCUCACAUGAGGAGGGAGGCCACAUAGUUCAAAGUGACCUAACUACCGAAGCCCCCAU